Molecule: messenger RNA, 1278 nt
Organism: Naegleria lovaniensis
Lineage: Eukaryota; Heterolobosea; Eutetramitea; Acrasida; Naegleriidae
Exons: 2
Coding region: 1-1278 (425 amino acids)
Source: RefSeq, a predicted model, not a curated record
AUGAUCACCACACUAUCAUCAAAACAUUCGGAUUCCCGAAAAACGAGAGGAACAAUAUUGUCGUUGUCUCCAACGCUAGCAUUGUUCAUUGCAACACUCACUUGUACCAUAUUAUUUCUCUUCCAAAGCACCAAUGCCCAAUAUUCUUUACAAUCGGUUGAUUCCUUACUCACCCUGUCCUCUUCGGAUUGCUCCGUUCAAGUCUUGGAAAAGUUUACCUUCUCCUUUUCAACACCUUAUUCUGUAUUGACACGUGCAUUGCCGUCUUCUGAUAGUUUACCUUAUACACUGCAAUUAGAUCAAUCAGCGGACAUUUUUAUUGAGAGUCCAGACGUCACAUUAUAUUCUCAAACUUUACUCAUUUCAAACGAUGGAAAAUAUAUUGUGUUUCGAGUGAGUUUUGCGGACCCUAAAGAACUUGUUCAAAAACCUCAAGUUUCCAUUGUCUAUAGCUAUCGAUUGAAACGAGGACCUGUCAAUGUCCAGAACAAUAAGGCACAAGUGAAGUGGCACACUCUCUUUGGGUCACCAGUUUCGAGAGUUUCAUUUUCAUUUGCAUUCGAAGAAAGUCUGUACGAAUCGAUUCAACCCACUGCAAGCAUUGACUCGUAUCACAAAUAUUCGAAUUGGAUGGAAGGAGUUAAAUACACCAUUCUCAAUUUCAACUCAACGCUACUCCCAUCCAAUACAGACUUUAUAGUUGGAUUUAAUGCUACAAAUACGAAAUUUGCACAGUGCGUAUUCUCUGCCACUACAACACCCUACAUGGUUGAUUUCAUGUUUGUUUUCUUGUUCAUCAUAUUACCUGUGAGUGUGUUUAUUUUGCUUUCAGCUCUCAUGUGUUUGUUGGGACAUGCUUACAAACGAUGGUCACGACAUCGCAUGGCCGUGCAUAACGCCGUUCAAGCGAGUGCUAACAAUUUGGACGACGACAUUAUCAGGAGACAACCAAUGUCGCCUUCACUCCCUGCAAGUCACACACCAACGUUGCCUUCUUCGAACCAUACUGAGAAGGGUGCUGAGUUACGAACUCAACAAACCUCAGUCACCAUGACCCCCUCUGGCUUGAAUUAUGUUGUGAAUACUGUAAAUAAUCACGAAACGAAUGACGGCUUUACAGGUGUUGUAUUACCUCCCUACGUACCAGCAUCCUACUUGACAGAUAAUAAUAGUAGAAAUAAUCGUCAGCAUGAAACAGAGGCUGAAAUCGAACCCGUUCAAUACACCCCAAGUCUUGUUGUGGAAGAAAAUAAUAAUCAGCAACGUCCAAGCGUGUAG